AAAUAUGAGUACAACAAGUUUCAAGCGUUUCCUGAAAUUGUGUUGUCUUUGUUCGUUGCGGUCAUUCUCGACAACUUAGAACUCGAUGAAGACAUCAAGAAAGUGAAACAAUUGAAAGCAAGGGAACAGUUGGCGGGUAUUAACGAAGAGUUGCCGCUAAGACUUCGGUUGUUUGAGUCGUUCCCGGACUCACCGCAGAUGACUCGCGUUCACAAAGCAUGCAAUGAGUUCUCUGUCCCUAAAGUUCGCGACUCUUUUAUGAGAUGUUUCGUUGAUUUAAGUGAAAUACAAGAAUCACCGACUGGUAAGCGGCUCAUCGAGAAUGACCUCGAAGUGACCAUAAGAAAACACAUACCGUUACGUCUCUUGACUUCGCCAUCAAAGACCCGUCAAUCGAGUCCACUCUUACGAAGAGUUCACGUCUCGUCAAUUGUUUCCGAUUCUAAUAAUCAAAGACUAUUAGUGACUGAUUCGGCGACACAAUUGGCGGGACUCUCGCGAGUGAACGGCCGAAGUAUGAGGCGCUCAGUCAGAGGCAAUCUUAAGGAAGAGGUGGUCCCCGAAGGGGGCGGAGAGAGUGGCGGACCAACAGUGAGAGGACAAGACUUUGACUUUAAAAUGUUGCAAAGGAAGAGACAACAGGCGGAGAUGAGACGAACUCAACGCGAAUGCGAUCUCAGAGAAAACCACCCCUUUUUUGAUACACCACUACUUCUUGUGGGCAGAGAAUCUAAAUUCAGACUUUGCUGUCAAAGCAUUACAAGUGCUAAAUACGACCCAAAGAGCAGAGAUCCCAUUACUGGCAAAGAGCGCAAAGUGAGAUACAAAGGCGCUCACGAAUUGCUAGGUUUAGUGCCAUAUUGUGAUUGGCUGAUGAUCAUUGUCACCACUGCUUCGUGCGCUUCCAUGAUGUUUGAGACGGGAACACAACGCGUAGACAAUACACCGGCACUGAGGGUCGCUGAGUAUACAUUCGUCAUUGCAAUGGCUAUCGAGCUUUUACUCAAGACAUUGGCCGACGGCUUGCUAUUCACUCCGAACGCACUGUUAGCACACGUGGCGGGGAUUAUGGACUUCUUUAUAUUUGGGGUGUCAUUAGUGUUCAUAAUAGUGAUGCCAUCCCACGUCCCGCCGCAGUCUCUCAUACAAACUCUAUUAGUUUUACGAUGCGUUCGUCCGCUCAGAAUCUUCUCAUUAGUACCUCAUAUGCGGAAAGUUGUUUAUGAAUUGUGUCGAGGCUUUAAGGAAAUCGCUUUGGUAUCAGUUCUGCUAAUUGUGUUGCUCUUUGUGUUCGCAUCGGUUGGAGUGCAUAUGUUUGGCGGACUACUGGCCCGAUGUAAUGAUCCCAUCAUCACUAGAAGAGAAGACUGUGUAGGAGUAUUCAAAAGAUCAGUUCAUGUGACGAGAAUGAAGUUAGAAAAUCAUAACGAGUCUAUGCCUGUUAUUCUUGUUCCCAGAGUUUGGGCAAAUCCUCGUCGCUUUAACUUUGAUUCUUUGGGAAACGCAAUGUUAGCUCUUUUUGAAGUGCUUUCGUUUAAAGGAUGGCUCGAUAUAAGGGAUGUCUUACUCGCAAGACUAUCGCCUUUACACACAAUCUAUAUUCACGUGUUUGUAUUCCUUGGAUGUAUGAUUGGGUUAACACUGUUUGUCGGUGUAGUCAUUGCCAACUACGGAGAAAAUAAAGGCACAGCUCUGUUGACUGUAGACCAGAGGCGAUGGUGUGAUCUUAAAAAAAGACUUAAAAUUGCUCAACCCUUACAUUUACCACCUAGAUUUGAAAUACAAACUCUUCUAGUGAUGAUGGGAUCAUUACAUCGGGCCAGUAGUCCGCCAAACAUAUGCACUCCAACCGAUGCGAACACAAAGAGCAACACAAUUAGCAGAACUGAUACCAAAGCGAUUUCCUUAAAGCCUCGACACAAUUCA
Molecule: messenger RNA, 1926 nt
Organism: Medioppia subpectinata
Lineage: Eukaryota; Metazoa; Arthropoda; Arachnida; Sarcoptiformes; Oppiidae
Source: the annotation of a GenBank genome assembly